UGAGGAGCGAAUAUGCUUCGUAUACAACAUUCACCAUGAGAUUCGAAAUACGAUAGCCACAUAGCAAUUGCGCCUUCUACCCACCAUGGCGCCGGUACGAGCAGGCCGCCGAUAUUAUAUCAUCCUCGCCGUCUUCUGCAUGUUCGCCUUCUUUGGUAUACAAAAGGGCUUCCAUGCUAUGAGAGAUAGCGCAGAUGCGCUUGCAAUACGUCGAGCCGACAGAGCCGCUACUCAUGCCUCUUUGGCAUUGCAAGAGACAGAUAGUGAUACCCUACAUCUGGGACAGACCGCGCUGACAGGCCAUGCCAUUGCCUCGAAGCUGGGAAAUGAGACCGCGAAAGCAGAGUUGGGAAGGGCAGCAUGGAAAGUUCUUCAUACCAUGAUGGCUCGCUUCCCAGAUAAGCCGACUGAAGAUGAGAGUACUGCUUUGAGAAGCUUCAUACAUCUAUUUCAGAGACUCUACCCCUGCGGAGAGUGCGCAGAACAUUUUGGAGGAUUGCUCAAGAAGUUCCCUCCCCAAGUAUCCUCGCGGUCGGCUGCGGCGGCUUGGGCAUGCCAUGUUCACAACAAAGUGAACGAGAGACUGAAAAAGGAGAUAUUCGAUUGUGCGAACAUUGGCGACUUCUACGACUGUGGAUGCGCGGACGACGAUGAGAAGAAGGGGGGAAAUGCCAAAGAAGAAGAUGUGAGCACACGAGAAAUCAAAAGGGCUAGUGACAAGCCUGAGAUGAGCGACGAGCAAAAGGAGAAGCUAUCUUCCAACGGGAGGGAUCUCAAUCUGGAUCUGCUACUAGAUCAGUAGUUCGGGGUCGAAAUGAGAUGAUUGAGUCCCUCCACAAGAUAAUUCCUCAAAGUCCCAAAGUCGUCGGCGAUUUCCAAGUCGUGCGCGUAAUCCACUAAGUGCGUUAAGGUCAAUGAUUGAGCCAGAUAUUUGAGCAACGCAAACUGCGGUCUUUGGCGUAAAUCAUGCCACGCGCUCUGCAUGCAAAUCCCGGCACGACAUGGAAUCAUGGCUAGAGAUGGGUGGUCAUACCGAUUCUCGAGAAAACACAGAAUACACUGAAUGGACGACAAAAGACCGCAGGUGGACCAACAUAUAACGUCGCCUAGCACGGGCCCCAGAAUAGCUACAGAGUAGUAGGAACGGCCUGGCUCUAGAUACCUCAGGCUAUUCCCCUAGGCACCUACAAAUGGUCCACAGCGGCUCCUCGAGUAUACCAGGGUGGAUGCGCAAGUCUAUAAGCUUAAUUAGGGUUGUGGCUCGUGGAUGGACAUCUCUACACAUGCAUGGCAUGGGAAAACCAGAGUCAUAACCUUCCUUGUUAUCUGCCUUACAGAAGUUGCAAAUAUAACUAGGCUACUAGGCUCGAGGAAAUUCUUAUCCUCCUAAGAUAGUUCUACUAAACUAUAAAUCCAGAAUUGAGGAAUCGAG
Pseudocercospora fijiensis CIRAD86 is the source of this 1432-nucleotide messenger RNA. RefSeq lists its product as uncharacterized. Gene Ontology annotation, cellular component: mitochondrion. The transcript has a single exon. Lineage: Eukaryota; Fungi; Ascomycota; Dothideomycetes; Mycosphaerellales; Mycosphaerellaceae. Gene Ontology annotation, molecular function: flavin-dependent sulfhydryl oxidase activity; flavin adenine dinucleotide binding. Bases 86 to 802 code for a protein of 238 amino acids. The record is from RefSeq and is a predicted model, not a curated record.